CAGCGGUGAGGAGAACAUGGCGCCUUAUUUAAAAGAUUGCAGGGUCUCCUGUAAACUUUCAUGGGAAGACCUUUAAUAUCUGUGCCGCAGAGAGAGGCUACUAUGCAAUGAACUGGGCGUGACAAAAGACAACUUCAAUGACUAUGAGGUGGAGUAUUUGUGUAACUACAAAAAAUGUAAGUCUCAAGAGUUCUUUCUGGUGAAGUGGAAUGGCUUCUCAGAGUCAGAGAACACAUGGGAACGUCGAAAAAACCUUAGAUGCCCCGAACUCUUGCGCCGGUUCCGACAGGACAUGAGGGCAGCGCUGCUUCAGGCCAACAAGCCCCUUGACUCCAUGUCCUUGAGUCCCUCCAUUGCCUCUUUUCUUGCCAAGAAGGCCAAGCAACGCAUAAAGCUUAAAAAAUGGGAGGAGAUCAUGAACCAGACCUGCAAGCACAAGGGCCGCAUAUUUGUCUGUAAUGAUGUCGACCUGGAUGGACCUCCUAAGAACUUCACCUACAUUAAUGAGAAUAAGUUUGGCAAAGGGGUGAAGGUAAACACGGUCACAGUGGGCUGUAAAUGUUACGAUUGUAUCUCUCAGCCUGUGAAGGGUUGCUGUCCCGGAUUGUUGAGUCAUCGCAGGGCAUAUAAUAACAGCAGACAGGUGAAAGUGAAGCCCGGUGUGCCGAUCUACGAGUGUAACUCCAAUUGCAGAUGUGGGCCAGACUGUGGCAACAGGGUUGUGCAGAGAGGUAUGCAAUAUGAUAUGUGCAUCUUCAAAACGGCCAAUGGGAGAGGCUGGGGUGUGCGGACGCAGCAGAGGAUAUUCAAAAAUGCCUUUGUUAUGGAGUAUCUUGGAGAGGUCAUCACUACAGAGGAGGCAGAGAGAAGGGGAGUGGUGUAUGAUAAACAGGGUAUCACUUACCUGUUUGAUCUAGACUAUGUGGAUGAUGUCUACACCAUCGAUGCGGCUCAUUAUGGAAACAUCUCUCAUUUUGUCAACCACAGUUGUGAUCCAAACUUGCAGGUGUAUAAUGUAUUCAUUGACACCGUGGAUGAGCGACUGCCCAGAAUCGCAUUCUUUGCAAAACGAGGUAUCAAAGCAGGAGAGGAGCUCACCUUUGACUACAAGAUGACAAUUGAUCCAAUAGAUGCAGAGUGUUCAAAAAUGGAUAUUGACUUGAGCCGGGCAGGAUUUGAAGAAUCACCCAUUAAAAGGAUCCAUAUGGAGUGCAAGUGUGGAGUGAAGAAUUGUCGAAAAUAUUUGUUUUAAUUUAGUGCAGUAAAUGGCACUCGCAUAGACUUUUCAAAAUUUCUCAAAAUUUAUUUUUGUAUAUUUUUAUUCAUGUUAAUAUAUAUUACUUUUAUUCAA
Molecule: messenger RNA, 1351 nt
Organism: Triplophysa rosa
Lineage: Eukaryota; Metazoa; Chordata; Actinopteri; Cypriniformes; Nemacheilidae
Gene: suv39h1a
Product: SUV39H1 histone lysine methyltransferase a
Exons: 6
Coding region: 293-1252 (319 amino acids)
Cellular component (GO): nucleus
Molecular function (GO): zinc ion binding; protein binding; histone H3K9 methyltransferase activity
Source: RefSeq, a predicted model, not a curated record